CUGGAGAAAAUCAGCAGGUCUUGCGUGACAUGUGACAUUUCAUCAUCAAAAUUGUUAUUAGAAACUGAAUGGAGAAGUAGUUUAGUCCUGGGUUGGCCACAACCGCAGUCAGAUUCAGCACCUGACCAAGUGUGACAUCCCGCCGGCACCAUGACCAUGUUCCAGACCCAGUACUACCCUGCGGUUGCUGCUAGCUUCACCCUGUUCCUGUCCUUCUUCCUGUACGCCAGUCCCUGGUUGUCACGUCGGCUCUGUUCGCCGUACAGGGAGAUGCCUUAUCGGAAACAACUGGACUGGGACACAAGAACAACGUCAACCCUACACGCCCUUGUGGUGGGUCCGUGGUCACUCUACGUUCUUCUAGCAGACACUGCACUCAGCGAAGACCCAGUCUGGAAUGAUUCUUUUGCUGCAAAACUCUGUAUAGCAGUUACAGUGGGCUAUACCAUUACAGACGUAGUUGCCCUGACGGUGUACUUCAGGUAUAUCGGGGACAUGGCCUUCCUUCUGCACCACUUUGGGACACUCUAUGCCUUCACUUAUGUGCUGAGUUAUGGAACACUGCCAUAUUUUGCUGUCUUCAGACUGUUCUGUGAGCUGUCUACACCAUUUGUAAACAACAGAUGGUUUCUGGAUGCUGUAAGUUAUCCCCGGAUGUCCAAGGCCUUUGUGGGGAACGGUUUACUGAUGACAGCGUCCUUUUUCCUGGUGCGGAUUGCAGUCAUUCCCAUCUACUGGUAUAAGGUGUACCUGGUGUUGGGAACAGAGCCGUACCACCGGCUGGGGUUCGGUGCCCAGUUCUGUUGGAUCUCCGUGUGCCUUGUUCUCGACAUCCUGAACGUCAUCUGGUUCCGAAAGAUGCUCCGAGGAGCACAGAAACUCCUCAAGACUGACGACAGGAGAGACGCAGCGAAAGACCUGAACAAAAACAUCUCCAGAGACCAGCCGCAGAAUCAUCCCACGCAAACACACAACGCCAACGGGAAAACUCACAAAACAGAGUGAUGUGCAAGAAACUAGGCAAAAAUAAAACUGUAACAACAAAAGCUAAAAUAUAUUUGAUGAACUGAAU
This is a messenger RNA of Branchiostoma belcheri (Belcher's lancelet), 1072 nucleotides long. Its product is annotated as transmembrane protein 56-B-like. The record is from RefSeq and is a predicted model, not a curated record. Lineage: Eukaryota; Metazoa; Chordata; Leptocardii; Amphioxiformes; Branchiostomatidae. The transcript has 8 exons. Gene Ontology annotation, biological process: lipid homeostasis. Gene Ontology annotation, cellular component: endoplasmic reticulum; membrane. The coding region runs from base 151 to 1005 and encodes 284 amino acids.